Molecule: messenger RNA, 2168 nt
Organism: Populus trichocarpa (black cottonwood)
Lineage: Eukaryota; Viridiplantae; Streptophyta; Magnoliopsida; Malpighiales; Salicaceae
Exons: 16
Coding region: 273-1895 (540 amino acids)
Source: RefSeq, a predicted model, not a curated record
UUAAUAAAAAGUAGCUCUUCUUGGGAGAACCAAAUAAUCCCCUUUUAUCCCUUAAAUCUUUCAUCUCUCAUGCGUCCAUUUUGAAAAUUAGGGUUCCCCUACUCUGCUUCUCUUUCACUCGCAAGCCUCUAUACCCUAAUCGCUCCGAUCUCUCCAAGUAGCCGUUACCCCUCUUUCCCGCCAAUUUCACAUCCGUUCGCCAUUCUCCAUUUCAAAUACUAACCGUUAGAUCUGCUCCUUUUAGUACCAACUCCUUUUCAAGCUCACCGGAAAUGUCGACUGUCGAAGCGGAGAAGAAGGCAGAAGAGGAGAAGAAGGCAGAGGAGAAAGGAGGGGAGCUAUUGUUCUGUGGCGCCACGUGUUGGGAUAUUAUUGGCCGCAAGAAAGGCGCACAGGAAGGCAACUUAGUCUCACCUACUCGGCUCCGUCCUCUUGUUGGUGUCAAUAUCCGCUUCGUUGCCUCCGGUUCCGCGUCGUGUCACUGUGUAGCAUUGGAUGUUGAAGGGCGUUGCUACACAUGGGGACGCAAUGAGAGGGGGCAACUGGGUCAUGGAGACACGAUUCAGCGCGAUAGGCCAACAGUCGUUUCUGAACUUUCCAAGUAUAAACUCAUCAAGGCUGGAGCUGGUAGGAGCCAUACAGUAGUGGUUACUGAAGAUGGUUUAUCGCUUGCAUUUGGCUGGAAUAAACAUGGGCAGCUGGGCUCUGGCUCAGCAAGAAAUGAAAUUGAGUCAUCUCCUGUUCGCUGUCUCGUUUCUGAUGUCAAAACUACUGCUUGUGGCGCUGACUUCACGGUGUGGUUAUCCUCUGUUGAAGGAGCUUCUAUAUUAUCUGCAGGCCUUCCACAGUAUGGUCAACUUGGACAUGGAACUGACAACGAGUACAACACAAAAGACAGCUCAGUCCGGCUAGCAUAUGAAGCCCAACCUCGCCCAAGAGCAUUAACUGCUCUUGCGAGAGAAACCAUUGUGAAAGUUGCAUGCGGAACAAAUCAUACAGUGGCUGUGGAUUCAAAUGGUUAUGUUUACACGUGGGGCUUUGGCGGUUAUGGAAGGCUUGGACAUAGAGAGCAGAAGGAUGAAUGGGUCCCUCGGCGUGUGGAUGUCUUCUCAAAGCACAAUGUUCUGCCUCCUGAUGCAGUUAUUUCAGCUGGUUCUGUGAAUUCUGCAUGUACUGCAGGAGGUGGACAGUUGUAUAUGUGGGGAAAAAUAAAAAAUACUGGCGAUGACUGGAUGUAUCCUAAACCUCUCAUGGAUUUAAGUGGUUGGAAUUUACGUUGCAUGGAUUCAGGAAACAUGCAUCAUUUUGUUGGUGCUGAUAACUCCUGCAUUAGUUGGGGUCAUGCUCAAAAUGGAGAACUGGGAUAUGGCCCUAGUGGUCAAAAGUCUUCGGCAGUGCCCAAGAAGGUGGAUAUUCUGGAGGGCAUGCAUGUUAUUGGUGUUGCGUGUGGCAUGGGCCAUUCCAUGGUCAUAGUUGACAGAAUGAAUGUUGGUGAUCAACUUGAUCAGCUUGAUGUCUAUGAUGGCAAAGCUUCUGGUGAAGGCAGUGGGGAGCCUGAGCGUAAAAACCCUGUGAAGCAAAGUGCGAAAAAGGGUGCUGCCAAAGCUUCUGAUAACUCCAGAAAGAGGAAGUCAAAAGAUUCAUCGGAAUCAGAAGAUGAAGAGAAUGGUGAUGACGAAAGUGAUGCCAGUGAAGAUCAAGUCAAUGGCCAGACAGAAAAGAAGAGCAAACGGGGUGGAAAAGUUUCUGGCAGGGGUCAAAGUAAAGGUGGAAAAAAAUCAACAUCCGAUGGAAAAAGUACAGGGCGUGGGCGGGGCCGCCCUCUAUCAGGAAAUAAAAGCACAGUUUCGUCUCAAGAAAAAGCUGGUAAGAGAGGAAGACCACGCAAGUCGUGACUCACAAAUGUCCAGUUUCCAAUAGGAAAUUUUGGUCUCUCAAUGUAGAGAACUGUACGAUCUCAUACAUUAACUGCUGUAAUCUGCCUUCUUUGUUUUUUUAAUUGCUUUAUAUUUUCAGUCUUCAAUUGCCUCCACGGCUUUUCUGUUUUCUUCACGAAAACAAUUUUUCCGGGUUGGCACUUGAUCAGGCUUGGAGGACUAGGAGAAUUGUAUGAUUUGAGUGGCAGCUUGUACCAAAAUCUUUAUAUAGAAUGAAAUUCCAUCAUCAAA